GUUUUUAAAUUUACAAAAGGUUUGAUUUAGAGUUAUACAACCCUAGGACCACCCUGAUGUUUCCGUCGACGAUCAUCUGCUUGCUACUGCUCAUCAUCGGCGCUGUCGCAGCCGACUGUCCUGAAGGCUAUGAGGUCGUCGGGUCCAUGUGCAUCCACCGUUACACGGGCGGAUAUCUGACGUACGACGAAGCGGCCACUUACUGCACCCAGCACUUCGGCAGGCUGCCUGUGCUUAAAGACUGCGCUUCCUUCACUGAUGUCACCUCCUAUGUCAACGAUGGAUACACAACUGAUUUCAACAACGGCUACUGGUUAGGCGCUACCAAUGGAACGCUCACCAAUGUUUGGCAGUGGAGUGACGGAGCGGCCGUGCAAAUGGGCGGUCCAUACUGGGCCACC
This is a messenger RNA of Hyalella azteca, 401 nucleotides long. RefSeq lists its product as uncharacterized. The record is from RefSeq and is a predicted model, not a curated record. The annotation marks the transcript as partial. Lineage: Eukaryota; Metazoa; Arthropoda; Malacostraca; Amphipoda; Hyalellidae. The transcript is spliced from 3 exons.